Messenger RNA from Peromyscus maniculatus bairdii (prairie deer mouse), 579 nucleotides. RefSeq names its product keratin-associated protein 13-1-like. Lineage: Eukaryota; Metazoa; Chordata; Mammalia; Rodentia; Cricetidae. The record is from RefSeq and is a predicted model, not a curated record.
AACUCAGAAUCCUCCCAGGUACAUCCAGCUGAACUCACAUCUCCUCUCAACAUGGCCUACAACUGCUGCUCUGGAAACUUCUCCUCCCGCUCCCUUAGGCACUGCCUGCCCUCCUCACGUUCCUCCUGUGGUUCUUCCUACCCCAGCAACCUGGUCUACACCACCACCAGCUGCUCUCCCAGCACCUGCCAGCUGGGAUCUUCUCUGAACACCAGCUGUCAGGAGACCUGCAUUGAGCCCACCAGCUGCCAGAGGUCCUGUGUGGUGUCCAGCCCCUGCCAGAAGCCCUGCUACUACCCCAGGAGCUCCACACCUUGCAGUCCCAGCCAGGGGACAUAUGCUGGGUCUCUGGGCUUUGGGUCCAGGAGCUGCCGUUCCCUGGGCUAUGGAUCUAGAAGCUGCUAUUCAGUGGGUUGUGGAACCAGUGGCUUCAGAUCUCUGAAUUGUGGAGUCUCUGGCUUCCCUUCCUUGGGUUAUGGGUCCAGAUUCUGCUACCCAACAUACCUGGCUUCUACUACAUUUCAUCCUUACUGUUACACAUCAACCUGUGGGUCUGGCCUUGUUGGAUUCAACUGUUAA